Messenger RNA from Astyanax mexicanus (Mexican tetra), 4121 nucleotides. RefSeq names its product 4-galactosyl-N-acetylglucosaminide 3-alpha-L-fucosyltransferase 9. The record is from RefSeq and is a predicted model, not a curated record. Lineage: Eukaryota; Metazoa; Chordata; Actinopteri; Characiformes; Acestrorhamphidae. Gene Ontology annotation, cellular component: membrane. Bases 149 to 1339 code for a protein of 396 amino acids. The transcript has 2 exons. Gene Ontology annotation, molecular function: alpha-(1->3)-fucosyltransferase activity.
GGAAGUUCUCCAGUGGGUGGAGUAACACUGAAACUGAACACUCCUGGGGGGGAGGUGGACUUUCACAGCUGAUCUUCUCUGCUGAUCUGCUGCUUUUGUUGGACACCUUUCAGAGGAAACUCAGGAGUGAAGGAUUUAAGAACCAGCAAUGCCUCCUUCUUCAAAAGCACAUCAAGUUGUCCUGAUAGUAACAUGCUGGCUUGGUGGAAUCGCCACUUGUUUGCUGUUUCUCCAGUACAGCCAGAGGAACUGUCAAUCUUUAGCUUUUCCUUCAAAGCAAGAAAAAACCUUGAGUGAAAUAAGCUUGAAUGGCAUUAAAGAUGAUCCCAAAGAGGUUACAAAAGAGGCUCUCAAAGAGGUUCUCAAAGAGCUCACCAAAGAGGUUCCCAAAGAGGCUACCACUCCAGCAGUUCAGAAAGAAAAACCCAUCUUAUUGGUUUGGGUCUGGCCUGAAAACUUCAGAUUUGACUUAAGCGACUGUCAAACCUACUACAACAUCGAUGGAUGUCGUAUUAUAGAUGAUCGGAACCUGUACAACCAGGCGGACGCGGUCCUUAUCUUCCACAAAGCUAUCAGUUGGGAUCUAUCUAACCUCCCGCCAUCUCCUCGCCCUCCUUUCCAGAGAUGGAUUUGGUUCCACGUUGAAUCGCCGACCAACACUCACCGAAUUCCAGGGUUGGAGAACCUCUUCAACCUCACCCUCAGUUACAGACGCGAUGCCGAUAUCUCUGUGCGAUAUCCUCUCACUGUCAGCAAAACGCCAAUCGAGGGGUUCCAGAUUCCCAAGAAGGACAAGCUUCUUUGCUGGUUUGUGUCCAACACCAACCCCAGUACUGGAACAGGGACCAGGAUGAAGUUCUAUGAAGAGUUCAAGAAACAUAUCAACAUAGACAUCUUCGGGAACAUGGCCGGAAAGCGCUUGAAAGAUGAGGAGUACUUCCCUACCAUGUCCAGCUGCAAGUUCUACCUGUCCUUGGAGAAUUCCAUCCACAAGGACUACAUCACCGAGAAGUUCAAUGGCCCCGUUUCCGUGGGGACUGUGCCUGUUGUGUUGGGACCCCCAAGAGAAAACUACGAACAGUUUGCUCCACAUAAUUCCUUCAUUCACGUGAAUGACUUCGCUAGUCCUUUAGAACUAGCCAAUUAUCUGCUUCAACUGGACAAGGACGACGAGGCCUACAGUCGCUACUUUGAGUGGAGAAAACAUGUGACUGCAACCCGUCAUCUGACCACUUGGAAUCAAGAGUUCGUUACGUACAUUUGCCACGCCUGCGAAUACAUCGGAGUGCACAAGGAGUAUAAAGAAGCUCACGAUAUAUACAAGUGGUAUUUUUCGUGAUGCAGAGCUGCACAUUUAUUUUUUAUUAUUUUUUUUUUUACAAUGCUGAGACAUUAUAAUGGAAACAAACCUCUACAUGGGAAAAGCCAUACAUGGGAAAUGGGCAACAUAAAACAGUAUAUUGCACAAUAUUUAUAACAAAACAAACAAAAAAAAAAACGUAUUCUACCCUCAAACAAAGAACUUUUCAUUUCAUUUCAUUUCAUUUCAAUUUUUUCCUAUUUUCUCCCCAAUUUACACAACCAAUUACCCAACCCACUCAUUAGGACUCCCCUAUCACUAGUGAUGCCCCAACACACCAGGAGGGUAAAGACUAGCACAUGCUUCCUACAAUACAUGUGAAGUCAGACACCACUUCCUUUCAAUCUGCUGCUGAUGCCGAGCACCAUCACAGCGCGCUUGGAGGAAAGCGCAGCGACUCGGUUCUGAUACAACAGCUCACAGACACCCAGUGCUGUGAACAUCACCCUAGGAGUGAUGUGGGGAGAGAGCGCCAUCUACCCACCUGGAGGGAGAAGGGCCAAUUGUGCUCCCUCUGAUCGCAAGGCUGCAUGAGCGGGGGUUCGAACCUGCGACCUCCCGCUCAUAGUGGCAGCGCUUUAGACCGCUGGACCACUCAGCACCCUUUAAUGGAACUCUUAAUGGAACUCUUAAUGGAAGUCAAUGUAUACAAUGAUUGUAUUCCUUUUGUAUGCUGGUCUGCUCAUCCUGGAACUUGAAUAUAAUAUAAAUGACAAAUGCAAGGUUUACACUACAUCCAAAAAGGGAAAAUGGAGGUCGAGAUAUCGAAACAAGCAUUUUUGCACAUAUCGUGUCAUAACAUCAGAUGUUUAUUUUUAAGUGUUAAUGGUUUCGUAAAAACAUUUUGUUUCAAUUUGUCCCCAUUUAUACCACAGUUAUGAAGCUUCAUUUCCAUGCAGUUAUUACAAUGUAAUUAUAAUGUAUAAGCAAAUUUUGCUUUCAGGACCACUUUCAGAACCAAGGCUAGGUCAAGACUGGUCAAACCGAGACUGAGACCAGGAAUGGGUGAGAUUGAGACUAGGCUGAGACCAGAUAAUUUUUUUUUUUUUAAUUUUAUACAAAUUAUGAGACGAAAAAGGAAAAACAGAAGUUAAAUAAUUUGUAACUCAUUGUACAUUUAUCAUCUUUUAUUAUAUAAGAUAUCAUGGGACAUAAUUAUUCAAUAUAUUUUGCUAUGUCUUCUAUAUUCUAAAAUAUAAAAUUAAUCAAUAUAUCCCUUCCAGACCUGCAUUAUCUCCAGAGAUGUAAAAUUUGUAAAAAAAAAAAAAAAAAAAAAAAAAAACGCUGUUACUUUCCCUUAAUUACUCCAAUACUACUGUUUUUACAGUGCAGUGGGCGGGGCCUAAUUACUGUUUCAUUGCUUUAUAAACUUGUUCAUUGGCUGGUUCAUGGUCUAUUCUAAUGGACAACAGGGCUCAAUUAGUGUUGAAUAAAAACAAAACGUUUAAAAAUGAAGGAAGUACAUGAUGUCCACUAUAAUGAAUGCAGGGUCUGGAUAUGAAUUUUAUGGUGCUCGGUUUAAUAUUAUCAGCUAUCUAACUAGACAAUAGUCUAACUGCACUUAUGUAAAUUAAUCAGCAGUUAAUUUGACAUUGUCACCUUGCAUUACAUAAUGCAUCAUGGUAAGUCACACAAACCAAACACUGCACUUGUAAGAGAGCACUUCAAUUUCUGAAUCAGUUUCUCUGAUUUUGCUAUUUAUAGGUUUAAGUUUGAGUAAAAUGAACAUUGUUUUUUUAUUCUAUAAACUACGGACAAGAUAAAAAUAUUAAAAAAUAUUUUGAGCACUUACAUUCAUAACGUUUUAAGAGUUCAGAAAUCAAUAUUUGGUGGAAUAUCCCUGGUUUUUAAUCAUAGUUUUUUUUUUUUUUUUAAUCUUGGCAUCAUGUUCUCCUCCACCAGUCUUACACACUGCUUUUGGAUAACUUUAUGCUGCUUUACUCCUGGUGCAAAAAAAAUAAAGCAGUUCAGCUUGGUUUGAUGCCUUGUGAUCAUCCAUCUUCCUCUUGAUUAUAUUCCAGAGGAAAAAAAUAAUGGAAAAAAUAAAAGAAAGAAAUAAAAAUGAAUGCAUGGAGAUUAAGCUUCAUAACAGUCUUUAAAAGGGAAUGAUGUCAAACCUUGAUACACUGUCAAUUUGAUUGUUGAUGUGUACAAUACAAAGAUGUCAUGUCAUGUCAUGUAAACCCUUCGCCUUUUCUCCUCAUCAGACAUGGUGGACUAGGUGCCAUACAGUCCUCAUCGAGAUGGAUGCUUGGUUUCCCAACCUUAUUUGCAGUAUUCUGUUCGCAUAGAUGUGUAAAAAAUGGAUGAAGGAUGUAUAGAUGGUGUUUUUAUAUAUUUAUAUAAAUAUAUAUAUAAACUAUUGAAAUUGAAAAUAUUGCAUUAUUAUUCUUUUUUUUUUUUACAGAGGUCAAUUGUUGUGUAUUUUGAAGAAGAGAGAUACAACCUUCUUAACUUUCAAUGGAAGUCGGUGUAAAAAAAAAUAUAUAUAUAUAUUUUUUUUUUCAGGUUAUUUUGUUAAAUUUCUAUUGGUCUAUUCAUAAAGAAAUUUUGACAGUGUGUGAAGGACAGUUUGCAUGUUCAAAUUAUGUAAACGACAAUCGAUUAAAAAUCAUGUCCGAUCUGUAAAGCAUGUCCAAUAGCAUCCCACGCAUUUUCAAUCAGGGAUAGGUGUGGCCAUGGCAUGAAAUCUGUGUUUUCAAGGCAAGCGUAGAAUAUGGUCUGAAUUUAAAUCAAUAAAACUAUUGAAUUUUUUAUUGAA